GGCACGCUCUCUGCGCAACGGCAGUGAAAUCAUCUGGCGACGUUCUGCUUUUGUUUGUCAAUAAGUUGUGUGGUGUGCGAGAUCGCGAAGCGAAAAGUGGAAUGACGAGAAUGAUUCCACAGACCAGUGUGUAAAAUGUUUUAGACACAGACACAGGAAAAUGGUGCUGUCAAUGUGAAUUUUCCGCAAAUUCGUUUAUCGUGAAUAGUGACAAAUUAGUGGAGUGUUUUAGCUGCUGUUACCCAUCGCAGCGAAGCUGGUGAAUGAGAAACGCAAAAAGAGCUCUGUGUGCCUCCGUUACGAAGCUAGUGGAAAGCGUCAACGACGAUGGCUGUGUUGAACGCGUUGUUCACCAAACUUCUGCAAUUGGCGAAGAGAAGGGCGGACCACGACGUUGUUCGUCCUCCUUCACGCGAAGAAAACAUUUCCAAAGCUCUGGGUAAAGUGGAGCCAUACGUCGUCUGGCUUCAAAGCAUCAUGAUCUGGGAAAAUCCAGUCCACACACUUGUGGCUUAUUUUUGCUUCAAUAUCCUGUUCUGGCUAGUUGUUAGCUUAGACCUCCGGUUUUAUUUCCUGUUCUUCAGUACAACUUUGGUUGUGCUGAUUUAUGAAAUGUGGGUGGACAAAGUGUGGCCCGAAAUUCGCGUUCCCCAGCCUGCAGAGCAGGGGGACAACGAAGGCUGGACCCCUCUUCAUCCAGGUGUUCUGAGUGCUCCUGAACUCAGUCACUAUCUGAACAAAGUGAUGCAAUUUUCACACAAUCAGUAUUUAAGACUUCAAAAUUUAAGGAACAACCAGCCAGGGCAUUUUUGUGCCCUUGUCUCAAUUGGUUGUUUAUUGCUUAUGUGGAUUGGAAGAACCAUCUCAGGAACCAUGCUACUUUACAUUAUUUUUAUGACCCUGCUCCUUCUCCCUGGACUCUGCAUUCAUUUUUUACCUUCUGCAUCCCAGCUUGAUUGGCACAUACCCUCACAGAGUGGUGAAUCCAAAGAUCAUGAAAGUGAUGUGGAUGAAUAUCUUCCUGAGCAAAGUGGCACAAACAUGGUGUUAUUGCAGAGGGCGGUGGAGCCUGACCACUCAGAUCAUGAAGAUGACGAUGAUUUUAAUAUUCCACCAACAGAACUACUACAUAUAGAUGAUAUGACAGAUUCAGGUGCGCCAUCACUUACUUUUAUCAGUGGCAUUACAGCUAUGCCUGCACAUGAAGACUUAAGCCUUGAUGGCACUGACUUCAGUUUGGAAAUUUCUCUUGGGAACAAAGUAGCUGGACAGUCUAAGAAACAGAACCAAAAUUCAUCGCCCCUUGACAUUGAUCCACACAGCUCAGACAGUGAUGAAAGUAUUUCUCUGCCAGAAAAUGAAAGUGCAGGUAUUCAUUUCCAAACCCGUCACUUCAAAGGAGACAGUUCGUCAGAGGAAGAAAAUCAAUCAACAAGAAGGAGUGAGGAGAAAAUGCAAUGUGCGUCACGCAAGAGUUCUAGUGGAGCUGUAGUUGAUGCAGCAGCUGCUGUCCUCUCGUAUUCCUCGGCAGGAGCACUUAAUCUUGCUUCGGUGGGCCAAAGCCUCAUAUCAUCAGUUAUUAGUAGUGCAGCUCCAAAGAAAAGUGGACGCUCUACCACUGUGAAAGAAGUUGAAGAAGACGAUUCUCUUUCAGAUACGGAUGGCUUUGAAAUGAUAUCUGAAGAAGAGUUUGCUAAUUUGUGAAGUGCUACAAGCAAGCAGGGUCCACUGGAAAACUACUUGCUUAUAAUUUGUGUUAAUGUGUAGCUUUCAAUAAGCUCAUGAUACUUUACUUUAGUCUGCAUAAUUUAUUUUAAUAUUAUCCUGUAGUUGAAUUUUGAUUAUUUUGUAGUCUCUCUUUUCUUUGACCUGUGAUGAACUGAUACAAAGUAUCUCAUAAGGUUUUGUUUCAGUCAAUUUUAUUUUUCUCUGUUGAUUUCUUUUCAGAUUAACUCAAUGUUUGCAUUGUAUUUUUUAAUCUAUCAAUUGGUGCACAUAGAAUAUAAAUUCUAUUGAGAAUCAUGGAAUAGUUUCAGGUUCUGGCUCAGUACAGUUCCCUCCCAAAGUGCUCUGUUAGAUAUGUUUUCUCUUGAGCAUUCUUUGUUUCAAUGAUAAUCUUGGCUUUUAUUCACAUUUACGACUACAUGUGACGGUAUUGGAAAAUACAUCAAUCUUAUCGUUGUUGUCUUACCUCUUUAUACUUUAAAAGAGGGAAGUUUAAUUGAAAAAAAAAACUGGGUAAAAAAAAAUAAUAUAAAUGAAUAAGACACAAAAACAAAUGCAUCUUGUUAUUGGGAUUGUAUGAUGGUUAUAUGGAAUUUCCUUGUCUAUAUUUGAAUAGUUAUAGAUCAGAAACAACACACCAGUGAGGUAUAAAAAAGUGAUUGAAAAAAGUAUUCAGUGUAUCAUGAUAACAUAGCGGUAUGUCAUAGUAUGAUGUAAUUUUCAUAAUUUUUGCUCUUGUCCCACUUGGGUGCCACUCAAUAAUAUGCGCUACAUUGCUGUAUUUGGUUUUGAUUUUUAUUCAUGACAAUAAUUUAAAUGUUUUUUUGUUUUUUUUUCAUUUUUGGAAGCAAUGUAAGUAUCACCACUCCUUGUGACUUAAAUAGUUAAAUUUUGAUGGGUUAGGGAAGAGUUGGUUUAAUUAGGGAGAAGAUAUUACAUUGUGUACCUGGAAUAGAAUGUGUGAGAUUGUCUCAUCGAAAUCCAUCAUUACUACCACCUGCAAGCAACAAUAAUUUGUGAGGUACAGUUGUCCUGCAUUUGCGGGAAGAUUUUUCAUUCUGCUCCCUGUUUUUUUUCGUUUUUUUUUUUCAACUAUAUAAGUUUGUAACGUGUUUCUUUUUUUUUCUUUUCCUGAAGGUGAGAUUUGAUUUCUGUGAUAGAAAAUAGGUAGAUUUAUUCUUCAUUGUAGUUGCUGUUAGUAACAUAAUAGUUUUAUACCCAUCUUACCUUGGAUGUGUUUUACAAAAAGUCUAAUCUUGAUCAGCCCAAACUGAUUGUGCAGGGCAGUGCAGUGCGAGUGGCAGUAUUUUUUGUGUGAAUGUUAAAAAUAUUGAGGUAAAAUGUUUUUCCAUAACUCAAAUCUCUUUAAAAACGAAAAAAAUAAAAAAAACAAUAAUUUGCAGAUUCUGUGAUCUAUGGUGCAAGGCGUGCAUUUUGAUAAGUCCUUGGCAUUUCUGUCCUUGGCAUCACAAUGUUGAGAAGCUCUUCUGCCAUUGUCCUGCUUUGCAUUUUCCAUCAUAUUUUGCUGUAUACCCUUCUAAAACAUAGACACAUGUGUUAAGUUUUCAUUUCUGUGCUUUAAUUUGCUUUCUACUCAAUGCAAUUGCAUCAUACAGUUGAAUUAUGGGAAAUUAAAAUGCUGUGUUUUGCUUCUAUGCCAGUGUUUCUGGUUUUAAGUGUUGGAAAACCUCAUUUUAUAAUGUUGUGGACUGUCACAUAAAACUUUAGCUUUUCGUUCUUUUAAUUUGUUGUGGUAAACCAUGAGUGUAAAUCAAUAACAAUUUUUAAAAUAUAAAGAAAAGAGGGUUAACUGGUGAAAGUUUUCCAAAAUGAUACAUCAGUUUCACCAUCAUACACAAAUGGUUUGGUCUUAAAAACUCAGUGAUAAAAAGUCCUCAAAUCAACAAUGACCCUAUAGCAUCAUAAAUUUGAUGAGACAUUUCUAUUGUGAUUUGACCAUUGAAAUGUAUGUGUUUAACCAAUUGUGCCAUUAGUUCUUAAAUGUCAUGACAUUACCUCAGCAAAAGCACUGAAGAGAGAGGGAGGAUUCUCUAAUUUUACAUCGUCUAUUCAUGCUUUGACUGUACAAAAUUGUGUAAAUACCAGACUUUGGAAUAUAUUUUUUUGACUGAGUUCAACAAAAUAGGGUGUUUUUGGUGCUCUUUUACGCUUGCUUAGUGAUGCUCCCUAUUUAAAUUUCAAUCUCAAAGCUAUUGUCUCUGCUCAGAAUUUAGACCUUUUUAGUAUAAUGUGUGAAGUAUAUGGGCCAAAAUCACAACAUCAUAAGAUAUCAUUAUAUGUGUUCUGAAAUAACUGUUAAAUCUAAUACCUUUGUCAUAUUACUGCUGGUGCAUUAACAGCAAAACUUAUAAAUGUACCGUAUUCACCUGAACGUAAAACCCCCCCAUAUAUGAGACCCAAAUUCAGCUGGGGAAAAAAGGUUGAUUUGGAAAAAGUCAGUUGAGUAUACAAGCCCCCCUUAGGGUUUUAUAUUUGUGUGAAUGCUGUACUCAAAUGGGCUCAAAAAGUUGCUUUUAUAUUUUUAGCUUAAAAAUUUUGCCCUAUCUGUAAUGAAUUUUACAGUAGAUAUAAAAUGGAAAAAGACAGAGAGAAUAGCAAAAUAUGCCUAUGACUUUCUGUUCUUAACAUAUUUUUGUCAUUGCUUAUUGUGUGGCAGGUAUCUGUGAAUGAUUAUCUGUGUUUUUCAAAUUUGUGUGGCUUUUUGUAGAAGAUCGAAAAGUAAUCUAGUUGACUUCUAUCCGAGAUGCACCUUUAACUGUUUUCUUGACCAAUGGUUGCAAUUUUAUCUUAUGGGAAAGAAAAACAUUAACAUUCCAAAUGUCAAAGGGGAGAAAACCAAACCUAUUUUGCGUAACCGGGAAGUUCAUUCAAACAUCUAAUAAAUUUAUUAUGCAGGUGGAUUAUGAAUGGAUUCUUUCAUUCUUCCCUGCAACCACAACUUUUUCUAAAGCUCUUUAUAUUUGCUGUGCUGUAGAAGGUAAACUCACCAGGGCAGAAACGUGCUGUAAUAGGGUUUUGUUCUGGGUGGAAUUAUAGUUAAUUUAAUGUCUUUCAGUAGAGCUACUGAAUUGCUUAACGAAGGUAAAGAAGCAACAAUGAGCAAUCAGACAAGCAAUGGCUGUGAUGUAGUUAUAGUUUCAAAUAAUCAUGAAAGAUGUUGGAAACAGUUAAGGGGGAUGUAAAUUUCUGUACAGAUAACCAUAAUGCCAUUUUGAUGUUGUUGACACAACUAUCUAGAAAACUUAAAUGUAUGAUUUUGUUGAGAAACUUAAAAGUAAUCAAAGAUUAAGAAGUCUUGUAAAUUAUAAAAUAUGUGUAUUUGGUAGUGAUGAAAUGUUAAGUGCUAGUCAAGUGUAAAUUAUUAAUCAGAGGCAACCUUCUGAUUUUCAAUAGUGUGUCUGUAGUGCUUCUAUAGGUGUGUCAUAUCAUUCAAUGUUAUUGAUACUAAAAUUUACUAAGACUCUUCUGCAACAUUAGGCCAACUCACAUUGUAAAUCCCCCCCUAAGUUCUUUUGCAUGUUUCUGUGUCCAUUGUGUCUCCAUCAUGUUUUUUUUAUCGGGAGUUUCAAAAUUGUUAAUUAUUACAGCGCGUUUAUAUUGAGAUGCUGCUUCCCUCUUCUCUAGAGAUCAAUCAUGGUUCAGUGAUGGAGAAUCAAAGUAUUUUGGAGGUGCUUGAUUCUGUGUUGCUUCAGCAUAAUGUCUGCUUUCAAAUAUUUCUAUUGUAUCACUCCUUUAGAACUCAAUAGUAGAGCGACCUAUCACAUUACGGAUACAAAGGGAGGAGAGCAAAUUUUGUGCUAUUCUAUAGUGCAACACAAUUUCUCACGAGUAGGGUACCACAACAUUUGCUUUUCGCCACCUUUGAUAUCCAAGAUCCAAAUUAAUGCCUCGUCCGAAAUACGUGUAGCUGCUCGCAUGUAAUUGUCACACAUAUUUGAAACUGCUGGAAGUCUGUACGUGAGGAUAACAUGUGGAUGUUUCAAAAAUGGCAUAAACACAAGUACGUAUAUCUUUUCUUAAAGUGUCAACUACUGUUUAAAUGCUUUGUUACUUUUCAUUUAUGUAAUAUAAAGAUUACUUUUCAAUCAACUUUACACUAUAGUUGAUUCUUAAAUGAUGUGUGUAAAUUUCCUACAGGGUUCUCUCUAUUUUUCCUCUUCAACAAAAUAUUUUUGCUGUUCUUUUGGUUUAAGGAUGUGUAUGUAUUACUGAAUUUCCAUAGACCGAGUGGAAAUUGAUGUUCAAUAUGAAGCAUACUCCCAAUUUUUUCUGUAUUUCAAUAAAAUUUAAUCAGUGUACUGACUUGUGGUACAGCAAUACAACAAAUAAAGAGAAAACGAAUA
Molecule: messenger RNA, 6089 nt
Organism: Frankliniella occidentalis (western flower thrips)
Lineage: Eukaryota; Metazoa; Arthropoda; Insecta; Thysanoptera; Thripidae
Product: reticulophagy regulator 3
Exons: 8
Coding region: 328-1704 (458 amino acids)
Biological process (GO): reticulophagy
Source: RefSeq, a predicted model, not a curated record